Molecule: messenger RNA, 909 nt
Organism: Oldenlandia corymbosa var. corymbosa
Lineage: Eukaryota; Viridiplantae; Streptophyta; Magnoliopsida; Gentianales; Rubiaceae
Source: the annotation of a GenBank genome assembly
AUGGAGAUGCAGAUGAAGCAAUUCAGGACACCCCAAUAUCCAUCAACUCAGAAAGCUCACUACUGGGAUAUUCAUGAACCUCAACAGUUCAGCACACCUCAGCACCCAACCAUGGCAGCAAACAAAUGGGAUGGUACUCAAUCUCUCCGUUUCGAUUAUGGCACAGCAAACCAUUGGGUAGGGGCAGAUUCUCUUCGUUAUGAUUACGCCACACCCCAGCCUGAAUUUCUGGGAGGACAUGAAUACUGGGAAGAUGAUCUACCAUCCGAGGGCGGGUCUCCACGAAGCACAGCUGCCAGAAACUACUGGGGCAACGUUGAUGGAAGACGGCAUUUUGGAACACCGCUCAGCCCGGCAGCUUUUCGAACAAAGAAGACUCCUGAACGUGAUCUAAUCCCGAAAUCCAUCAGGACUCCUGAACAUCCAGCAGCAAAUGGAAAGAAUGUGUGGGGAACCCCUGAUAGAAUCAGGCAAUUUGGGACACCCCAACAUCCGAGUGCAUUCAAGGAAUUCAGAACACCGCAACAUCCGUCUCAGGGGACUAAUAACUGGGGCGGAGCUUCUCCAUUGUUAGCUAGGAAUAUACCCCAAGAGUCCCUUGAUAAAAGGUACGAAAGGCUAAAUACCAUAAGAACUCAGGAUGCGAUUUUUUCAUCAGUGGAGGAAGAUGACAACUAUCAUAAUUCCUCUUCAGGAACGGAAGCUAGAUACAGAGGACAUGAAAUCAUUAACCCGAACCCGGAUCCAAUUCCAACUUCAAAUGCAACAAAGCGUCCUCGGGGAUUGCUGUGGAAGUGGAUGAAGAAGAAGGAGCAGGAUCCGAAAGUACAGGGUAAUCCAUCCAAGAAGAAAAAGAAAUGGUUCCGGAGAUUUGACGUACGGAAGAGAUGGCCAACUGGUUGGUACUGA